Molecule: messenger RNA, 3453 nt
Organism: Gigantopelta aegis
Lineage: Eukaryota; Metazoa; Mollusca; Gastropoda; Neomphalida; Peltospiridae
Product: kinesin-like protein KIF15
Exons: 30
Coding region: 55-3453 (1132 amino acids)
Biological process (GO): microtubule-based movement
Molecular function (GO): microtubule motor activity; ATP binding; microtubule binding
Source: RefSeq, a predicted model, not a curated record
CCUUAUGCCGCCAGUUUUAAGUUAUUAUCUUUCAAUUUUAUUCAAGUUGGUGCGAUGAGUGCUUCUUCGAGUGAUGGUUCCUCCACUGGUGACGGUGAUGCCAUUCAAGUUUACUUGCGGGUGCGGCCUCCCGAAUUGGGGGAGGGGGAGUUGAGGCUGCACCGGGCCCUGGAUGUGGAUCAGGACAGAAAUGCUGUUAUACUCCACUCAAAACCCGAACCUAAGGUUUUUACAUUUGACCAGGUCGGUGAUGUCGACAUUGGUCAGAGCUCUGUGUUUUCAGCAGUUGGCAAGAAACUGAUUGAAAGCUGUGUCCAAGGCUACAAUGGCACAAUAUUUGCAUAUGGUCAGACUGGAUCAGGGAAAACUUACACCAUGAUUGGCCCUGCAGAACACGGGACAAACUUUGAGCAUGAACAUAGAGGAAUUAUACCACGCAGCUUUGAGUAUCUGUUUGACUUAAUCAACCGAGAGAAAAACAUACAUGGGGAUGCUAAACAGUUUCUUUGCCGAUGUUCGUUUCUUGAGAUUUAUCAAGAACAGAUUUUCGACUUGCUGGACGCUGCUUCGUCUAACUUGCAUCUGCACGAGAACAUGAAAAAGGGAGUGUUUGUUGACAGUCUGACGGAAAGAACAGUGACCAGUGCGAAUGAGGUCUAUCAGGUUCUGGUGACUGGAUGGCAAAACCGCCGAGUUGCUUCCACUUCGAUGAACAGGGAAAGUUCCAGGAGUCAUGCAGUGUUCACUCUGCAGAUUGAGUCAAAGGAGGAGAAAUCCGGCCUCCACAACGUGCGGAUGUCUCAGCUGAACCUGGUGGAUCUGGCUGGCAGCGAGAGACAGAAGGAUACGAAGUCUGAUGGAGCACGACUCAAAGAAGCAGGAAGUAUUAACACGUCGCUAUCGGAGCUUGGCAAUGUAAUCAAUGCACUGGUUGACAAGGCGCAUGGAAAACCCAGGUUUAUUUCCUACAGAAACUCCAAACUGACUUUCCUCUUGAGGGAUUCACUUGGAGGCAAUGCAAAGACGUGGAUUGUGGCUUGUGUACAUCCUGGAACCAAAUGUUUUGGUGAAACAUUAUCCACUUUGAUGUUUGCCAGAAGGGCUAAAAUGAUUAAAAACAAGGCGGUUGUCAACCAAGACACAUCAGGAAAUGUUGUGCAUUUGCAGCUCGAAAUUCGCAGAUUGAAGGAAGUUGUUGCCCAAUAUAAAAUGUCGGGACCUUCUAACUUGUCAGAUUGUGAUCAGGGUGUUGCAGGUUCAGAAUGGAAAGAUAACUUUUAUGAAGCCAUGAUGUAUGUAGAAAAUUUGAUGUCCGAGAAAAAAAUGUAUGAAGAAGUUAGAAGGGAUUUUGAGAAUGUACUGAACAAAAAGGAAAAGAACUGCCUGACCUUGCGCAUGAUAAUAAAGUUUCGAGAAGAAACCAUCAAGAAACUGGAGUCUUCCAACAAUUGCAUCAACCAAGAUGAGCGUGUUAAAGAACUGAAGCAGGAGCUAGCUGUUGUGAAGGAUGAUUCCGAGCACCGUGCCCAGGUCGCCAGGCUGAUGAUGGAGAACAAACUGUUGAAGGCCAACUUGAAGCAGCUGAAUGCCUCGGAGCAAGUCACUGGGUGCAGGGCCAAGAAGGCAAUGCUGCACACUUUGUUCCAGGAGCUUAUGAAAACAAAACAGAUCGCUGAUCCAAUGAUCUGCAGUCCCCGUCCACCAAACUGUGCUACAGGCACGGAACUACUGAAGUCAAAGAUUGAACAGCUGCAGAAUGAAAUUGAUAUACUGAAAAAGUCUCAGCAGGAGGAACGACUAGCUACCGAGAAAAGACAGCUAGUCACCGAAGCAGAACUGGUGGCCUCCAAGCAAAUGGUUGAGGCGUUACAGAAAAGUCUUGCAGUGAAAGAAUUGACCACCAGUAUUAACCAGAGAGAGAUGAACACCCUGCAUUCCAAUACAAUAAGGGUGAUGACAACACCGAAUAAUGCAUGUUACAAAUUACGCAACCGAACUGUUGUGUGCAACUCUGACGAUCCCGCCUCCCCGGCUAUGGGUGAAGUGGAUGUUUCCAUAGAAGAAGAGGGGAUCUCAGGCGAGAAUAUUCCCUCUAUGAUGAUGGAGACUGCAGUGCAGGCCUUGACGGAUGAGGUCACUCAACUCAUGUCUAUAAACUCCAACAUGCAGCAGCGUAUUGACGAGUAUGAACUAGGCAUGAUCCAUCAGCAGAAGCAAGUCACUCAGCAAGAACACCAAAUAGAACAGCUGAACCAGAUACUGCAGAAAGAGCGUGAGGCGUGGGUCAAUAAAAAAACCGAGUUCACACAGAGGGAGCGGUCACUGAAGGAUGCUUUGGCUGAAAGCAGUCUUAAGUCUGAUGUCUCCGAAAGUGAAGUGGAAGAUCUGAGAAUAAUGUCACUGCAGAUGGAGCGAGAGAAUGUUGAGUUGAAAUGUAAAAACAAAGAGCUAACAGAAAAGACUCGCAGUGUUUCUACUUUGGAAACAAAGAUUGUUCAGCUUGGAUUGACUUUGGACAGACUGACUGUAGAGCUGGACGAUUUAUCCAAAGAACGAGACCAGCUGCUGGAGAGACUUGAGACAAGUGAAGAAACACUGCAGUUCCAGGAGCAGUGCAUUGAGGAUCUAGAAAAAGCAUUGAAAGAAUCCAAGGAGGAAAAGGCGGCAAUGCAAGCUGAAUUGGAGUCGUUUGUACAGUCUCAGGGUGUCGUCAAGGAGCAGAUGGACAAAUUCAAACUUCAGAUUGAGCAAGAGGAUGAAGAACAGAGUAAGCAGAUUCUUCACUACGUGGAAGAGCUUGCUAAAGCUGCGGCUGCCAGUGAUCGGCUACAGAAUAUGUUGGACGCUCAGGAUCAGAAUGUGGAGCUGCUCAAGAAAGAACUCGAUGCAAUUAAAGCAUCGGCAGACGAGUACGAAAAGUGCAAAGCCGCUGACAAGGAGGCCAUACAGACACUGGUUGCCUCUGUACAGAGUUUGAAGACGAAGCUAGCAGACAGUGAAAAUGAGCGAGAGUAUCUUAGCGCCCAGUUUGACAGUCAGUUGUUGAUGUGUGAUGACCUGCAUGGUGUGAACGAGGACUAUGCGGAGAAGUUGGACUCGUUACAGGCGCAGAUAGAAACACUACGACAGGAGAAACAAGAGGAGAGCUUCAAGCAUGACUUCAAGCUGAGUAACCAAGCCGAAAGCUUGGAUUCUUUGAUGGAUUCUUUCACCAAGAUGGAAGCUGAAUUGCAAGAUGCAUAUAAACAAAUUGAACUGCUACAGGCUACUCAAAAUGAACUGAAGAUAAAAUCAAAAGAUGAGAUGAAUCAGCUUGAGUUUCGCCAUUCCCAGGCUCUUCAAGAAUUUCAAAAUCGCUUGGAGCCCGAUGAAUCUGUGAAAGAAGAACUUUCAUCAUAUCCUUUCAUAUCGGUUCUAUGCAGCAGGUUCAACGUUGUGAGAAUUGCCGAGUAA